AUGGCGGAGCCUAUACCCUCGGCAUCAAAUGCAGUCGAUGCAGGUGACGAUGAGACGACGCAAAACCUCCCUGCAAACGCCGAGGAUCGCAAGGCAGCCGCGGCGUUGAACUCGCUAAACGCAAAUGAAAUGUCCCAAGAGAAUGGAGAGACGGCAAACAAACAACCUUCGGCAGCGGAUCAAGAGGCGUUAGGCAAAGCUAUGUCAAGAUUGGAGAUUGCGAGCGGUGUUAGUAAAAAGAAAGACGAUCCUAAGAAAGCAGAAGCAAAGAAGGAGGUGGAGGUUAAGAAAAAGGUCAAGGUUGCAGCUGAAGACGUAACGUUCUUGGUCGACGAACUUGAAUUGUCCAAAGCCAAAGCCACGGAGCUUCUGCGCGCGCACGACGGAAAUGCUAUACAGGCCAUCAAAGCCUACAUUACUCCAGCUAUUCGAGCAUAG
This is a messenger RNA of Exophiala aquamarina CBS 119918, 438 nucleotides long. RefSeq lists its product as uncharacterized. Gene Ontology annotation, biological process: negative regulation of apoptotic process; protein stabilization. Bases 1 to 438 code for a protein of 145 amino acids. Lineage: Eukaryota; Fungi; Ascomycota; Eurotiomycetes; Chaetothyriales; Herpotrichiellaceae. The transcript has 2 exons. The record is from RefSeq and is a predicted model, not a curated record.